UAGAAAAAUGUUUUCUACUAUAUCAUCAAUGAAGUGUCAUAUGUACUUACACACAGGCGAGCGUCCCUUUAGAUGUUUGACUUGUGAUAAAACAUUUAAUCAGCUAUGUAAAGUGAAGUGUCAUUUGUUGACACAUUCUGGGAAGUGUCCUUAUAAGUGCACUAUAUAUGGAAAAUCCCUCAAAACCAAGAAUGAAAUGAAGGUUCAUACAUUAGUUCACACGGGAGAGCGUCCUCAUAAGUGCACUAUAUGUGGAAAAUACUUCCAAACCAAGAAUGAAAUGAUGGUUCAUACAUUGCAUCACACGGGAGAGCGACCUUAUAAGUGCACUAUAUGUGGAAAAUCCUUCAAAACCAGCAGCCACAUGAAGAAUCAUACAUUAGUUCACACAGGAGAGCGUCCUUAUAAGUGCAUUAUAUGUGGAAAAUCCUUCCAAACCAUUGGCUGUACAAAGAAACAUACAUUAGUUCACACAGGAGAGCGACCUUAUAAGUGCACUAUAUGUUUAAAAUCCUUCAAAACCAAGAAUGAAAUGACGGUUCAUACAUUGGUUCACACGGGAGAGCGUCCUCAUAAGUGCAAUAUAUGUGGCAAAUCCUUCCAAACCAGCAGCGAUAUGAAGAAACAUACAUUGGUUCACACUGGAGAGCGACCUUAUAAAUGCACUAUAUGUGGAAAAUCCUUCCAAACCAGCAGCUGUAUGAAAAAACAUACAUUAGUUCACACUGGAGAGCGACCUUAUAAGUGCAGUACAUGUGGAAAAUCCUUCCAAACCAGCAGCUGUAUGAAAAAACAUACAUUAGUUCACACUGGAGAGCGACCUUAUAAGUGCAGUACAUGUGGAAAAUCCUUCCAAACCAGCAGCUAUUUGAAGAUUCAUACAUUAGUUCACACUGGAGAGAGACCUUAUAAGUGCAGUACAUGUGGAAAAUCCUUCCAAACCAGCAGCUGUAUGAAGAAACAUACAUUAGUUCACACUGGAGAGCGACCUUAUAAGUGCAGUACAUGUGGAAAAUCCUUCCAAACCAGCAGCUGUUUGAAGAUUCAUACAUUAGUUCACACUGGAGAGAGACCUUAUAAGUGCAGUACAUGUGGAAAAUCCUUCCAAACCAGCAACUGUUUGAAGAUUCAUACAUUGAAUCACACGGGAGAGCGACCUCAUAAGUGCAUUACAUGUGGAAAAUCCUUCAAAACCAGCAGCCAAAUGAAGAAACAUACAUUAGUUCACACUGGAGAACGACCUUAUAAGUGCAGUACAUGUGGAAAAUCCUUCCAAAAAAGCAUCUAUAUGAAGAUUCAUACAUUGGAUCACACGGGAGAGCGACCUCAUAAGUGCAUUACAUGUGGAAAAUCCUUCAAAACCAGCAGCAGUAUGAAGAAACAUACAUUAGUUCACACUGGAGAGCGACCUUAUAAGUGCAUUACAUGUGGAAAAUCCUUCCAAACCAGAACCCGCAUGAAGAUUCAUACAUUAGUUCACACGGCAGAGCGACCUCAUUAGUGCAUACUGUGGAAAAUCCUUCAAAACCAGAACCCACAUGAAGACUCAUACAUUAGUUCACACUGGAGAGCGACCUCAUUAGUGCAUACAUGUGGAAAAUCCUUCACAAACAGCAGCCACAUAAGGAUUCAUACAUUGGUUCACACUGGAGAGCGACCUCAUAAGUGAAUUCAUUUCGGUCUCAUAUGUGAUUAUCCAUCGGUGAAUCAUAUUCAUGGAUCCAUCUCAUAAAUGGCAAACUGAAACUGGUCUACGAUUUAGAAAGUGGUGAAGGAAGUCGUAAAGGCGAGCAGUAUGUAGUGUGGAAAUCAUGUGUAUCAGUUAGAUAUUUGUAUUUAAAAUACUAUAAUGCUAUGGAAAGGGAGGGAAACAGGUCCACGACGUAGGAAAUGGUGAAGGAAGUAGUAAAGGCUAGACCUUAUAAGUGUAAGCUAAUAUGCGUGGAAAAUAUUUCCACUACAACAGCCAUAUGAAGAUUCAUACAAUGGUUCACAUGGGAGAGCGACCUCAUAAGUGCACUAUAUGUGGAAAAUCCUUCAAAACCAAGAAUGAAAUGAAGGUUCGUUCAUUGGUUCACAUGGGAGUGCGACCUCAUACGUUUAUUAAUAAUAACUUCUUGAUUAUUAAUAAUGUGUGAAAAGUUUGGCAAGCCAAGUCACUCAGAUUAUUGCGAUUCAAACCUGACCUGUCAAAAAUCCAAAUAAGGAGCCAUUAUCUACAGCUUAGUAACACAAAGCAAAAAUACUACCAAAAUUCCAAAAACUACAAUACAAUGCUACAUAUGAUGCAGUUUUUGAUCAGCUUGCCAAAGACUAUAGACGGAAAGAGCUAACAAAUCUGAUAAGUUCCCCUUUAGGAUGUACGCGGGACCGCAUCUCACCGCACCACUUCAUCAACAAUCGGUUUAAAUCCAAACAGGAAACAGGGGCAUAAAUUACAAUUGUUAUCUACAAUGAAAAUGCUUCUGAGAAAUUAUAUAAUGAGUUACUGUAUACAGACUUCGUGAAACACUUUAGGAAACUUAUAGUGUCACUUCAAUCAGCACGACAAAAUGAAGAUUCUGGAGGCUAAACAGGCCUACCUAGUGGAAACGGACGUCCCCUGUUGGCUGAUAAAGGACAUUUACUGUCAAUGGAAGAAUAUCCUUCUCUGCCGUCCUGUAACAACAAUCCAAGUUCUGUCGUUGAUAAUUCAAACACGAUGACAGCCAAGCAAGAUACUUUAGCUGUGACUUCACCCUGCAAAUCCAACACCCCCUCGUCUCAACCCGCAGAGGCAGCCGAUACUUCAUCAUCAACAGCCCCUCAACAACCUCCUGUGUCACUGUGUACCGAAAGUGUUAAUGAAAGUGAAACCAGUGCUAGUGUUUUAGAAAAUGUAAAUUCUAAUUUUUUAGGAGAUACUCUAAUAGGGUUUAAAUUCUAAUUUUUUAGGAGAUACUCUAAUAGGGUAUCCUCCACUGCAUUAGACCCUCUCACAAAUAAUCCCAGAUGAAGCUCCAAUCAAUUUAAUUUAAAUUUAAUUCAUGUAAAUGUGCAAUCUUUAAGGAAUAAGUUAAGUGAAUUGGCUUUAUUAUUAGAGGAAUCACAUUGCAGCAUUGCAUUAUUGAAUGAACAUUUGCUUCUUAGAGAUGAAAUUAGACUGUAUAUUCCCCAAGGUUAUGCUCUCGCAUAUUCCUUUUGCAGAGAGGAUGAUCCCCAUGGAGGCUCUUCAAUCAUUUUAAGUACAAAUAUUUCAUAUGAUAGGAUAGAUAUUUCACACCUUGUACACACAGGCUCAUUACAUUAAUGAUUUCAAUGUAACUUUGAUAUCUCUGUACAGAACACCCGAUUCUGAUUGUAAUUUAUU
Macrosteles quadrilineatus (aster leafhopper) is the source of this 3349-nucleotide messenger RNA. Its product is annotated as zinc finger protein 665-like. NCBI's taxonomy places the organism in Eukaryota, Metazoa, Arthropoda, Insecta, Hemiptera, Cicadellidae. The coding region runs from base 8 to 1501 and encodes 497 amino acids. The transcript has a single exon. The record is from RefSeq and is a predicted model, not a curated record.